This is a messenger RNA of Colletotrichum costaricense, 1659 nucleotides long. RefSeq lists its product as uncharacterized. The coding region runs from base 1 to 1659 and encodes 552 amino acids. The transcript has 5 exons. NCBI's taxonomy places the organism in Eukaryota, Fungi, Ascomycota, Sordariomycetes, Glomerellales, Glomerellaceae. The record is from RefSeq and is a predicted model, not a curated record. Gene Ontology annotation, molecular function: iron ion binding; monooxygenase activity; oxidoreductase activity, acting on paired donors, with incorporation or reduction of molecular oxygen.
AUGUCAAGAAGUCAGUCAGAGGUCAUCGAAGACUGGGUCAAGACACCGAUACCACCCAAGACCGCCGACAUGCCUUUCCUGAUACUCGACUCGGCGCUGCCAUUCGUGGCUAUCCUGUUGCUUCUUGGAGUCUUCUUGUUCCAACUUGUGUACCGAACUUUCACAGGAGGUCUUUCGAAAGUCCCCUCCGCUCACUGGACUUGCUCUUUCAGUCCCAUUUGGAUUCUUUGGCAGCGCUACCAUGGGAAGGAAUUGAAAGCUGUUCUCGCAGCUCAUAAAAGACUGGGCAAGAUUGUACGAGUCGCGCCGCAAGAGAUCAGCAUUAGCGACUAUGAGACUGGUGUUCGUCAAGUCUACAACGCCGGGUUCGAAAAACCGGGAUACUUCGAUUUCUUCCAAUACUAUGGACAGCGGAACUCUUUUGCCAGCCGGAGCCGAGCAGACCAUGCCGCAUGCCGCCGACGGGUCUCCUCGUCUUACUCCAAGACGACACUCUUUGCCUCCGAGACCCUGAGCAAAGUAACUCACAGCAUCAUGUACCAACGUCUCAUCCCAGUCCUCCAACAUCACUCUGCACACGGACAACCGGUAGAGCUUCUGAGACUCUGUUAUGCCUCAGGGUUGGACAUGCUCAACUGUUACAUUUUGGGUCUUUCCAGCGGACCCGACUUUACUCGAAACCCUGAGUUGACAGAGAUGUGGCUGGAGCACUACGAGAACAGAUACAGUCCUCAGGGCUUCUGGCUUCAGGAACUCCCCAAACUCUAUCACGGGCUUCGUAAGAUCGGACUCGAUGUGAUGCCUCGUAAGCACUAUGAGUCGACCGAAUGGAUCGAGAACUGGAUGUUGGAGCAUUGCGACAAGUCUGAGGCAAUGUAUCGACGCAUGCAGAACGGCGAGCAGCCUCCUGCGGAAGACAUCCCAGUUGUGUACAAUCAACUACGAAAGGCUAUGUCUAACUUGAAAGACGGCAAAUUCCUCGAUAUGCAGGCGUCGGAAGAGUUGUCUAGAAUCUCUAUCGCCAGUGAAAUUUUUGAUCACAUGUCCGGCGCUCGCGAGGUUUUUGGCCUCGUUCUUGCCUACGCGGUUUACUAUCUUGCUCAGAAUCCAGCUCAGCAAGAAAUGUUGAAGCAUGCGGUUGCGGGACUCGGAAUGCACGUGAAUCAAGUCGGUCACAGUGACGCUAAUAGUCUGCCUUCGCCUCAAACAAUUGAGUCGAUCGCAUAUCUGCAGGCUGUCAUCAAGGAGUCUCUGCGCAUGAGACCCAACAGCACCCCGCUACCACGCAUCACACCUCACGAUAAAUCUGUGAGCAUCUCGGGAGUCGACGGUAUUCCAGCGGGCACUCGGGUCAACUGCUUCCAAUGGUUUUUGCACCGGAACCCUGAAAUGUGGACACAGCCAAACGCCUGGGUUCCUGAACGCUGGCUGGACCCGAAUGGCGCAGAAAGGACCGAUAUGCCUCCUCUCUGGGCCUUCGUCACCGGUCCGAGGGCUUGUAUAGGAACACAACUGACGUACUAUCUGUUCGGAUACAUUUUGGCCGGUCUGUUCUCGAACUUCAGUGUCCAAAUCGCCCGCCCUGAGACCUACGGUCGCCACACACCAGGAUCUCUAGAAGACGAACUCUUUGUCUUAAUGACACCGAUUGCUGCAUAA